GAUAAGGAUGGAAAUUUAACAAAUGAAUUUUUGCGUUAUGGUAGAAGUAUAGUCAUUAGUUAUAUAGAUAAGGAUGGGGAUGAAAAAGAAUUGUUGUUAACUUUGGAGGAUUUCGAAUAUGAUAAAACAUUAAAUUAUGAAAAUGGUAGUAAUGGGAAAUGUAAAAUAAGUUAUGAGGAAAAUGAAACUGAAAGAGGAGAGAGUGAAAAUAUAAAACGUACCAGAUUUGAUGAAUCUGGUGAUGAAUGUAGUAAUACUAGAGAUGUUAAUGGUUUCGGUGGUCGAAACAUGCCAUUAAUUUAUAAUGGGAUUGGUGAUGGUAGUAGUGGAAAUUCAGGAGGUAAUUCAACUGGUGGUAGUUCAGGCAAUACUGGUAAUCCGAAUAAUCCAGGAUUAAAUAUAGGUUCUGGAGGUAAUCCAACUAGUGGAAAUACAACUGGACCAAAUACAGGUACUGGAAAUACAAAAGGUUUAGGAAAUAGUACAGGAUCUAAUACAGGAAAUCCUGGCUCUAAUACUGGUGGAAAUCCAGGAGGAUCAAAUCAAACAGGUGAAACAGGUACUGGUAAUCCAAGUGGUAAUUCUGUAUCUAGUAUAACCCCAAAUCAAAAAUUAGCUUUGGAUGAAAUAUUUAAAAAUUUACAAAUGAAUCGAACUAAUAAUGAUGAUAAUGAUCUUGAAGAACUUAGAAAAGUAUCAAAGCGUCUUGCAGAUUUACUUAAUAUGGAAAAUGUUAAUAAAAACUAA
Molecule: messenger RNA, 747 nt
Organism: Dentiscutata erythropus
Lineage: Eukaryota; Fungi; Glomeromycota; Glomeromycetes; Diversisporales; Gigasporaceae
Source: the annotation of a GenBank genome assembly